GUGGCGGUAAGCAACAUCUGUCAUUUUGCCGGAAACUUCGCCCGCCACCCCUGCUCUCAACAACGCGUUUUAAGACGGGUGAAGUAAGAAUUUGCUUGUAAUUAUUGUGAAAUCCGCGGUAAUUCAUCAAACAUUUGCCUCGUGACAAUGGCGCCAAGGUCUGCAAAAACAAAGAAAGCUGCUGAUGUCAAAGUAACGGAAAAUGACGCUCCCAAAAAAGGGCGCGGAAAAGCUAAAAACGUGCCAGAAGUAGAGCCUGAAGCUGACAUAGAACUGAAUGAAAAAGUUGCCCCAGUCACUGACAAAAAGCCUAAACGUGGAAAGAAAGCUGCCAGUGAUUCAGGAGAACCUCAGGUAACAGACAAAAAUGAAGAAGUAGGCCCUCCAGCUAAGAAAGGUCGCAAGAAGAAUGUAGAUGAUACACCACCUGCAGAUAAACUAGCUGCAAAUGGUGAUCAAUCAGGAGAUGAGGAAUUAUCUGUUCAAACUGAGGAAAAUGAGCAGAGUGAUGACGGUGAAGCUAAUGGACACACAGAAGAAGCACCAAGUGCUGGUAGGGGUAGGAAGAAACAGGCUAAAAAAGCACCGGCAGCUAAGAAAGCAGAACCUAAAACAGGCAGAGGUCGAAAAGCAAAACAAGCAACACCAGAAAGUGAAGAUAGUCCAAAAGAAGAAGUAGAGAAACCUAAACCAGCUGCUAAGGGCAGGGGAAGGAAAGCGGCUAAAGUUGAGGUUGAGCCAGAAGCAGACAAGUCUGAUACUACUGAGGAGGAGGUCAAAGAAAAGCCUGCACCAAAGGGCAGGAAAAAGGCCCCUGCCAAAGUACAAGAAAAGGAACCAGAAUUAGAUGCAGAUGAGGAUGAUCUCAAAGAGGAAGAAAAGCCUGAGCCUAAGAAGAAAGAACCAAAAGGCAGAAAGAAUCAGGGGAAGAAGGCACAGCCUAAAGAAGAUAUUGAUGACGAUGCUGAUGAAGAUGAAACUCCUUCCUCCAAAAAGAGGAAGGUAACCAAAAAAGCUGAUGCAAAAAAUGAUGAUGAAGAAGAAGUUGCUGAAGCGAAACCAGCCAAAGGUAAGAGAGGUCAGAAGAAAGUAGUUGAACCAACCACAGAGUCUGACGAGGAAGCACAAGAUAACGAGCCCACAUCAAAACGUCGGCGCAAGGGAGCCGACGAUAAGGCGCCUGCAGGAGAUAGCAAAAAGAAAGCGCCGCCUAAAAACAAAGCUUUGACUGAUUUUGAAUCUCUCGACUUCUCAAAUAAAUCUACCAACAGCCAGGGUAAAGAUUGGAACUUUAAAAUAUCCAGCUGGAAUGUGGAUGGCAUAAGGGCAUGGGCAACCAAGGGUGGCCUUGAUUACUUCAAAUAUGAAAAACCUGAUAUAUUGUGCGUUCAAGAAACAAAAUGUUCUCAAGACAAGCUACCGAGUGAAAUAGCGAAUGUUCCUGGUUAUCAUGCGUAUUGGGUGGAAGGCGAGAAAGAUGGCUACGCUGGCGUAGGCAUUUAUACAACAAAACUCGCGAUGAACGUUGUGUAUGGGUUACAAAAUGAGGAAUUAGACAGCGAGGGUCGUAUUAUAACAGCAGAGUACGAGCAGUUUUACCUAGUCUGUACAUACGUCCCGAACGCUGGACGGAAACUAGUCACACUCCCUAAAAGACUGCAAUGGAACGAAGAGUUUCGUAGACAUGUUAAGGAAUUAGAUAAGAAGAAGCCUGUGAUAAUUUGUGGGGACAUGAACGUUUCACACAAAGAAAUAGAUUUAGCUAAUCCUAAAACGAACAGAAAGAACGCAGGCUUUACUGACGAAGAGCGCGAGGGUAUGACCCAGUUGCUCGGCGAAGGUUUUGUGGAUACUUACCGCCACUUGUACCCAGAUAAGACUGGCGCAUAUACGUUCUGGACUUACAUGAUGAAUAGCCGAGCGAAAAAUGUAGGAUGGCGUUUGGACUACUUCAUAAUAUCGGAAAGACUAUUACCAGCUUUGUGUGAUAACGUUAUAAGAGACGGAGUGUACGGAAGCGACCAUUGUCCUUUAUCUCUAUUUCUGCACCUGAGCACCGCCGACAAACCUAAAGAAUAAAUUCUACAGUGAUUUUAACGUAUUCCAUAAUAAUAUGGUUUUUGAAACGCAUUUUCAGAUAAGAUCAACAAUUUCUCCGAUUAUUUUUGUAUUGUUUGUGAAUGGAAUUAAAAUAAAAACGUUACUGUA
Helicoverpa armigera (cotton bollworm) is the source of this 2208-nucleotide messenger RNA. It is a transcript of the gene Rrp1, whose product is annotated as DNA-(apurinic or apyrimidinic site) endonuclease. Gene Ontology annotation, molecular function: endonuclease activity; DNA-(apurinic or apyrimidinic site) endonuclease activity; phosphoric diester hydrolase activity. The record is from RefSeq and is a predicted model, not a curated record. Gene Ontology annotation, biological process: base-excision repair. The coding region runs from base 148 to 2079 and encodes 643 amino acids. Gene Ontology annotation, cellular component: nucleus. The transcript has 6 exons. Lineage: Eukaryota; Metazoa; Arthropoda; Insecta; Lepidoptera; Noctuidae.